AUGCUGCGCAUCAACGUCUUCGUGGGGCGGCUGAGGGCAGCUUUCCCGGCACCCAUGCGCGGCACCGAGGCAAGAUCUGGGGCCCUGUGGAGUGAGCGCGGUGCGUUGCAUAUCCGCCCACUCAGGCCAUUUGGACUUGGCUGCGUUCCGCCUGUGCCUGUGCCGCUUGCACCGCCUUUGCCGUCGCUGCCGAAGCAGGAAGAGGCUGCGAAGCAGGUGGAACCCAACGAGGUGUCCCAGGACGCUUCGGCACCGAUCGAGACCGUGGCCGAUGCGAUCGAUCGCUUCCUUGACACCGUGGACGAGGCCAAAGAGAAGUUGAAGAUCCAUAUGCAGGAAUUCCUUGUGCCCUCCGGCAGCCAGAGGAGAAAACCCAGGUUGGAGGUCACGCUGGACGUGGCAAGGAAACUGAUUCGCAAGGCUGAGGAGAGCUUGAGCGAGUUGAUGCCCGUGGAGCCUUUGGAGCACGUCCACGAGAUGCCCUCUUCUUUGAAGGUCGCAGGCUUUCUCUCCAACCCGACCUUGAAUCAGGAAUACCAUGUGGAUCCUGAGUCAAACUUGAAUGAGAUGCCAGUCUAUUGGUCCCAGGAUAAGAACUUCUUCAUGUACCGCGAGGCGAAGCAUGGUGGCUGGUUGAUUGGUCCGGCCGAGAGCAAGGACGCUGCCCGCUGGGGCGAUCCCACCUCUGUGGCCUCUGAAAAACCAGAGGUGCCAGGCGAAUGGCUGGAGUUAGACCCUCGUGGAGUCUGGGAGUGCAGGUUGAUCCAGUGUCAGGCCUUCAUGCCAGACCUUCGGCAGCCAGUGACGCCUCCCUGA
Durusdinium trenchii is the source of this 816-nucleotide messenger RNA. NCBI's taxonomy places the organism in Eukaryota, Dinophyceae, Suessiales, Symbiodiniaceae. The record is from the annotation of a GenBank genome assembly.